This is a messenger RNA of Sphaerodactylus townsendi, 4783 nucleotides long. It is a transcript of the gene BOLL, whose product is annotated as boule homolog, RNA binding protein. The transcript has 11 exons. The coding region runs from base 48 to 1064 and encodes 338 amino acids. Gene Ontology annotation, molecular function: RNA binding; protein binding. The record is from RefSeq and is a predicted model, not a curated record. Lineage: Eukaryota; Metazoa; Chordata; Lepidosauria; Squamata; Sphaerodactylidae.
GCCGCGCACAGCUCGAGGCGGUGGGCGAGGGGCCUGCGAGCGGGACGAUGGAGGCCGACUCCUCGCAAACUACAAAUCAGAUGCAAGCAGAUUCUUUAUCUCCAUCUCCUAACACUGUGUCACCAGUGCCUUUAAGUAACCCCACAAGUGCCCCAAGGUUUGGAACAGUGAUUCCUAAUCGCAUCUUCGUUGGAGGGAUUGAUUUUAAGACUAACGAGAAUGACCUAAGGAAGUUUUUUUCCCAGUAUGGCUGUGUUAAAGAAGUAAAAAUAGUAAAUGACAGAGCAGGAGUAUCAAAGGGGUAUGGUUUUGUCACAUUUGAAACUCAGGAAGAUGCACAGAAGAUUCUACAAGAGGCUGAAAAGCUGAACUAUAAAGAUAAGAAACUGAACAUUGGUCCAGCAAUAAGAAAACAAGUAGGGAUUCCUCGAUCCAGUAUAAUGCCUGCAGCUGGUACAAUGUACCUGACUACUUCCACUGGGUAUCCUUACACAUACCACAAUGGCGUGGCUUAUUUCCAUUCUCCCGAAGUUGCCUCCAUUCCACAGCCGUGGCCUUCACGUUCUAUUUCCAAUUCUCCUGUAAUGGUAGCCCAACCUGUUUAUCAACAGCAUGCAUAUCAUUAUCAGGCUCCGGCACAGUGUCUUCCGGGACAGUGGCAGUGGAGUAUUCCCCAGUCUCCUGCCUCUCCCACCUCAUUCUUUUAUCUGCACCCUUCUGAAAUUACUUUCCAGCCGCUGGAGAUUUCACAGGAUGGCGGAUGCAUCCCUCCUCCCCUUUCCCUAAUAGAAGCUGCCGUUCCAGAGCCAUAUACUGAUCAUGGUGUUCAAGCAGCUUAUCAUCAAGUUUAUGCUCAGAGUGCUAUUGCCAUGCCAGCCCCUGUGAUGCAGCCAGAUUCUAUUAAAGAAGCCAGGAUACACUCUGUGAGAAGAAAUUUUUCUCAUUCUUCGUCCAUGAGUUUGAAACCUCGAUAUGCGCGAAGUCCCCAUUUUCAUCCUCGAAAAGAUUACAGAUCAGACGACUCAAUCCUCACCACCCCAUCCUCUACAGACUCUGUUAAAUAGAGCCUUAAUUGUCUGCCAGAUUACUAGUAUGUUAGCACAUGAAGGUAUGUAAUUUUGUAGCUCUUAGCAUUUACUGAGUACAGUGAAGUCAAAAUGCCCUUACUUUUUGUAAGAGAAAGAUCUUGUACUUACAUAAAUUCAGUUAGUAAACAUAAAUUGCAGGAUGAAAUCAUGGUUACCUGUUUCAAUUGAUACACUUGAAUGGUAACACAGAUUUGCAGUUUGCAAAUUACAAAGGCACCAUUAUUAAUGCAAUUUAAAACAAACAUAUUUGUGUUAAUGACAAAUUAAAAAUGCAUUUUCACCUGAUCAGCUGCAAGAACAACUGACUACAAUAUUAAAACUAUUUUGCUGGAAAGAUAACAAUCGCUGCCCUUCACCAUUUUAGUCAACAUUUCUAUUGAAACAUAUUUGUGUGUAUCUUACAUAAUUUGAGUGUUUUCCACGUUUCAUUUGAAAUCAGCCAGUCCUACAUUUCUUGGAUUUAAAAUUUUUAAACGUCCUGUUCAAAACUGAAAACUAGAUCAUCUGCUUGUAUCUGUAUAAGUUUGUCUUACUGAUACAAAUUUUAAAUAAGCUGAGCCUUACAUACAUUUGUGAUACUAUAUUAGAUGUGGAAACAUUCUGUCUAUUAGAGUGUUUAAGUACACACAUUCGGCCCUUGAGUCUUGUCAUCAUCUGCCUUCUCCCUGUGCAGGAUUAAAACAAAUCACUGCCUAUAUCAUGUCCUGAGGAGGAAAACAUUGUUUCUCUUCACCAUAAGAAUUGCAAUUCAUUGUUACGUUCUUUUCGAAGCUUUUUGUUGUUAUCUCUAAGCUUAAGUUACUUUGGCAGAAGAAAUGUGCCUGCAAGCCAAGUUACCUUUUGUUCUCUGCAUAAAAAAGACCAUCACAUUCUUUCAUACUUCUAUAUAACCUGUGCAUUUUGCUUCUUGCUCUUGCUCUUGCUUCAAAGUUAAUUUCCAGCCCCUCUUAGGGCUAAUUUUUCACUUUAAUGUAAGGUAAAGUUUUUUGUAAAGGCAGUAUUGCAGGGUCAGAUUUCCAUAAUUUAACUACCAGUACUGUCUUUUAAUAUUAUACUGGAAAACAUAUUCAGCUUGUUUGGCCUAUACUAGUUUUACCUGUUAUUUCAAAUGCUAGAAUUAGGGAGCAUCAAUUGAGACUUCCUAAAAUGUUAUUUAUUUUUCUAGUAACACUGUUAAGUCUUAAAAUAAGUUUGUACCUUUAUUGAGCAGAAAGAAGAUCAUACCCAAAAAAUAUUUAUACCUCUUGUAAAAAUGUUUGUGAUAACUAAGCAGCUGUCAGAUUUAAAUAGUUUAUGUCAAGUAUAAAUAACCUGAGCUGCUGGGGUAUCAGUUUAAUGUUACUGUUUUUAUAUUUGCAGAGGUUUUGGAAUAUAUCUGUAUAAAUGUAUUGACAUCUCUUGAAAUUACUUUGUACGAGAGGAUUUGUUCAGUUGUAAAUAUCCUUGUAAACAAUGAAAGUAGCCAGGGGAAAACCUUGUGUUCUGUUACGGUGGUCUUAUUUCCAGUUGCAUCAUGACACAGUUGUGCAUAACCCAUUCCAUCUAAGCAAUCAGGGUGGGUUUUAAAUCUUUUGCUUGGAUUCUCAUUUUUACUUUGUUCAAACCUCUUUUUCCUCGAAGAAUUUCGAAAUGUAGAUGUCCAAGAAGUGCUUAGUAUUUACAACUGCAGUUAAAAAAAUUAUUCAUAUUUGAAAUCCAUUGAUAUAACGGCUUGUGUUAUGGAAUUAUUGAUAUGUGAUGUGUGCAUCACGUAAGAUAAUACUCAAGAAAUCCCAUUUUAGUUUGUUUCCAUUUAAAAGAACGAUACAGACAUAAAGAUUGUUUUAUAUUUGUCAGUAUUUGGCCAAGCCUUAUUUCAUAAAAACAGAACAUAAUAAUUGAAAUAAGGUUCUGAUUAAUGAGAGGUCUUAUUCUAGGACUUAUUCUAGGGGGAUGAAUUCUAUAUUUUUGUCCAAAAGUUUAAAAGUUGCAUUUGGCACUCCGGUUCUGUAUUAUACACAGUGUGCAUCAGUGUGUUUCAUGCAGAUUAUUAUAGAACUCGGGGUGAUACCUAGAAAACACUUUUAACAGCUAGCUAAAUCAAAUAAACCCCGUCUCAUCUUCCUUCAUUCUGUUUCUCCAUGAAAAACAUUAGUUCCCAAGUCCAAGGUGCUUUCUUGUUUCAUAUUACGACAUCUAAUUUGUAUAUUGAGUGAUAUACGAUAAGCAUUCACAAUGCUUCUUAGUUUUUGUUAAAAACGGAACUUGUAUUAUUACUCUGUGUUAAAAUCCUGAUUUUAAAACUUUGAAUUGGGAUAUAUAACAAUCAUAUUAACCAUAGAUUUUGAGGUGAAUAAUUUAUUUAAGCAGUGUAUAUGAUCAUAACUCCAAACAUAUUUGUAAGAAAUAUGUAAAGAAAUGCCAUAAUGUCAAAAAAAACCCAGGAUUUAAAAAAAACCAGGAUUUUCCUGUGUCUGGAAAUCUACCUAUUUGAUAUUUUAAAGAAUGAACAUCAAAUUGGUAGUCAUUCUCAGGAACAAAUAAAAGUUCAGUUUAAUUAUAACACAGCCACUUAACUUUAAUAUUUCUUAAUACUAUUAUAUUUUUAAAUCCUCUUGAGAAAAAGCAUAUUGCAUUCCAUAAUGAUUUAGUCAAAGGUAACAGAACACAUGGCUUUGCAUACAUAUCUGUAUUUUAAUAAGUAGUUUUAUACUGUUAAGUUUAUUGUAAUAUAUGUUCAUGUAUGUGUUAAUGUGAAAUGGUGAUUUCGUGAGACUUGAAUUUAUCUUCAUAUUGUGGCAGCUUUUUAAAAAUGUGACAUGGCCGAUAUUUCAAGGACACAUUCAUACAAAUCUAGGAAGAUAGAGUUUUUAUUUAAAAUGGGCUAAUUCCCAAUUAUAUCUGCCUAAGUUUUUGUGGAGUUCUGAUUUUAAAUAGAAUGUGACAUAGCAGAAAAGUAUGCAUCUUAUUUGGGACUUCAUUAUUAGACUGUUUUUUCAGAUAUUUUGGUAUAGCAACACUUUUAAAAUAUUGCAGAAAGCAAGCUGCAAGCUGAUAAAUUUUCUGCCAGAGACAUUGUGGUAAUAUGCAGUCAUAAUUACGAAAAGUAUGCAAAGCACAAGCAUAACCUUAAAAUUUUUGCAGACAUAAAAAUAGUAUUGGACCUGAUCUAUGGGGUGCCUACUCUGUUUAUGUACUCCAGAUUCAUUGAUGUGAGUUACUACAGUCUUGUAAGCCAACAUAAAUGUACAGAAAUGUCAAUUUCACUGUAAUUUAGAGUUUUGCAAAUGUUUUAUCCAUUCCUUUUUUGUUCAAACUAUGGUCAUAGUACAUCAAAAGUACUGCAGCAAUUCUUGGAGGAGAUUCCUGUAGACUCAGGAGACCUCGCUCUCUCUGGCCUCCAGACCAACUACAUACAUACACAUGCUCCAGAGCAUAACUUAUGUGGAGACCAGAGACAAGGGCAUGGAUUCCAUUCACUCUAGUGGCCUCUUGCUUCACCUGCAUAUGGGAAGAGGGGAACGUAGGGUUCUGCAAGGUCAGUGGGAAGCUACCACAUAUGAGUACUAAGAAUCCAUGCCCACAAUGGGCCAAAUUGUGCUGCAUAUGGAUAGUAUACAAUAACCAGUAGCACUCUUAUAACUUGUACCUUCUCACAAAAACCAGUGGAUUUGUAAUAUUUAAGUUUCAUUCAAAUAAAACAUUAUUUGCCUGCU